This is a messenger RNA of Oryza sativa Japonica Group (Japanese rice), 1584 nucleotides long. RefSeq lists its product as uncharacterized. The record is from RefSeq and is a predicted model, not a curated record. Lineage: Eukaryota; Viridiplantae; Streptophyta; Magnoliopsida; Poales; Poaceae.
UCGCGAGAUCUCGUCAAUUUCUCGUCCCCCACCCCGCUGAGCCAUCAUUUCUCUCAAAUUUCUCCUCCUCCAAUCCAAGGCCCCAAGGAAUUGAAGGAUGAUGCUGCUCGCCAAGGAGUUGGGCCUGUCGCCGCCGGCAGCGGUCACUCCUCGCCGGAGGCCGCCGCCUGCCAGGGUCCCCGCCUCUCCCUCCGGUGGCUCGCCCGUGGCCGUCGGAGACCUCUGGCUCCGGACCAAAGGAGCCGGAGGAGGAGGAGACGGGUUCGGGAGCCACAGCCACGAGAGCGAGAUGGAUUUGGCCAUGCUCGUCACCGACUUCCUUGAGAACGGCGGCACCGGAGGCGCCGAUUCCCGCGCCAGCAGCGACUCCGACUCCGCCCUCUCCGACCACCUCGCCGAUAACAUUUCUAUCUACAAGCAAGGCGGCGAUGAGAAAGAAAACGAGCUACUCUCCAUGGUCCACUCGCUGUUAUUCUCGAUCCAUGAGUCAGACCUUCUGGCUUUCAAAAGAGGUCAAUGCAGUGCCAGCUGCAUCCGUCAUUUACUUGUGAAGCUCUUGAGAUAUUCGGGAUAUGAUGCAGCUGUUUGCGUAUCAAAAUGGCAGGGAUUCGACAAGAUACCUGGAGGUGAUCAUGAGUAUAUCGAUGUCAUCAUGAAUAGUGAUACUGAAUAUCGUCUGAUCAUUGAUAUCGACUUCAGGAGCCACUUUGAAAUAGCCAGGGCUGUUGAUUCUUAUGACAGUCUGCUCAAUUCACUUCCGGUGGUCUAUGUUGGCACUCUUCCCAGACUGAAACAGUUCUUGCAUGUUAUGGUAGAUGCUGCAAAAUGGUCGCUUAAGCAGAACUCUAUGCCUCUGCCUCCUUGGAGAUCCUUGCCUUAUCUCCAAGCAAAAUGGCAUUCCAAGUAUGAGAGGAUAGACCUGCACAUUGAGCAAGACUUCCACAGCACAGCUUCAGAUCACGCACUAUGCAUUGGGCACCUCAAAAGGCUGAAAUCCUCCCUGCAGUCAGAACUGGAUACCGAAAGGUUGCUUAUGAUGCCAAUCAAGACUGAUAUGAAGCGGAGGGCAAAGUUUGAGAGGCGGCGGCGCCGUUCCUUGCUCAGCUUCUGAUUCAUAUUUGUGCUUCUUGGAUACUGAAGUACUGAGAGAAGGAAGAAUAGCUUCCCAUACUUUUUUUCUGUGAUAAAAGGAGUUCUUUUUAACAGUUUUGGACAUACAAGGGAAAUAGAUGACGGGUACUAACAAGGCAGGAGAGUUGAGAGAGUGUGCCAGCUUUUUUUUGAAGGCAUAUACAAAAACAUAAAAUUCUUUUUGGAUUUCAUUUUUGUUCUUCCGGCGAUGAUGGCUGCUAGUGGUUAAUCUGCUGCAUACCAUGUACAAUGAUGAGUGUUUACAGCGUUUUUUUCCUCCUUAUAUUCAUUCUUUUAUCACAUAGAUGGACCUUGUGUAUUUUGAACACACUUCCUUUUCCCCCUUGUUGUAGAGUGGACAUGAUACAUGCUGUUGGUUCCCUUUGUAAUAAUAGAAUGUUCAAGCUUAGUUACACUCUGUUUUGAAAUGAUAUACUCUAAAAUGUUCUGGCU